GAGAUAUGAAUCACGCAUAAUCAAAGAAAUGCUAUUAAAGGAGUUUGAGGCUGCGAGAAACUGAAGACAUAAAAAUGCAGAGAGCCUUUUACAGAGCAAGGUCAUUAUUCACCAACCGCCAUUUCUCACUUUCUUCCCAACCAAACACCAAACCAUACCUGUUAUCACCCCAAACCCAAUUCUCCUCCACACAAAAUCCCCACAACAGAGCAACUGGGUUUUCUCCUGUUCACCUCGAACAAAACCCAGUCGUCUCCGACGAUGACGAGACCCACGACGAGUUCUCCGGCGACGUCGAGAAGAUCUACAGAAUCCUCCGCAAGUUCCACUCUCGGGUCUCCAAGCUGGAGCUCGCCCUUCAAGAAUCCGGCGUCGUUUUGCGCUCCGGCCUGACGGAGCGAGUCCUCGGCCGGUGCGGCGACGCCGGCAGCUUGGGCUACCGGUUCUUCGUCUGGGCCUCGAAGCAGCCCGGUUACCGGCCCAGCUACGAGGUCUACAAGGCCAUGAUCAGGGCUCUGGGAAAGAUGCGGCAGUUCGGCGCCGUUUGGGCUCUGUUAGAGGAGAUGAGGAAGGAGAAUCCCCAGUUGAUAACUCCCGAAAUUUUCGUCGUUUUGAUGCGGAGAUUUGCCUCCGCCAGGAUGGUGAAAAAAGCAGUCGAGGUGUUCGACGAAAUGCCAAAGUACGGGUGCGAGCCCGAUGAGCAUGUUUUCGGGUGUUUGUUGGAUGCAUUGUGCAAAAACGGAAGUGUCAAGGAAGCAGCUUCUUUGUUUGAAGAGAUGAGGGUCAAGUUUACGCCGAGUUUGAAGCAUUUCACUUCGUUGCUGUAUGGUUGGUGCCGGGAAGGGAAGCUUAUGGAGGCGAAAUUCGUGUUGGUGCAGAUGAAGGAAGCGGGGUUUGAGCCCGACGUUGUGGUUUAUAACAAUCUUCUUGGUGGGUAUGCGCAGGCGGGGAAAAUGGCGGACGCUUAUGAUCUUAUGAAGGAGAUGAGAGGAAAGGGUUGUUCGCCGAAUGCUGCUUCGUAUACAGUGUUGAUUCAGGCGCUCUGUAAGCGGGAGAAGAUGGAGGAGGCGAUGAGGGUGUUUGUUGAAAUGCAGAGGAGUGGUUGUGAUGCUGAUGUUAUGACUUACACCACUUUGAUUAGUGGGUUCUGCAAGUGGGGGAAGAUUGAGAGGGGUUACGAGAUUUUGGAUAGUAUGAUUCAGCGAGGGUUUAGUCCGAAUGAGACGACGUAUUUGCAUAUCAUGUUGGCGCAUGAGAAGAAGGAGGAGUUUGAGGAGUGUGUGGAGCUAAUAGGGGAGAUGAGGAAGAUUGGUUGUGUUCCCGAUUUGAAGAUUUACAACACGGUGAUCCGGUUGGCGUGCAAGUUACGGGAGGUUAAAGAAGGUGUUCGGUUGUGGAAUGAGAUUGAAGCGAGUGGUUUAAGCCCGGGGCUUGACACUUUUGUUGUUAUGAUUCAUGGGUUCCUUGGACAAGGUUGUUUGAUUGAAGCUUGUCAGUACUUCAAAGAAAUGGUUGAGAGAGGUUUGCUAUCUGGACCACAAUAUGGGACCUUGAAGGAGCUAUUGAAUGCUUUGUUACGAGCUGAUAAGCUCGAAAUGGCCAAGGAUGUUUGGACUUGCAUAGUGAACAAAGGGUGUGAGAUAAAUGUGUAUGCAUGGACUAUAUGGAUUCAUGCGCUGUUCAAGAAUGGGCAUGUUAAGGAGGCAUGUUCUUACUGCUUGGACAUGAUGGAUGCAGAUGUGAUGCCGCAGCCAGAUACUUUUGCGAAGCUCAUGCGUGGAUUGAAGAAGCUUUAUAAUAGACAAAUUGCAGCAGAGAUCACAGAGAAGGUGAGGAAGAUGGCCGAGGAUAGACAGAUGACUUUUAAGAUGUAUAAGAGGCGGGGAGAGAGGGAUUUGAAAGAGAAAGCCAAGGAGAAACAGAAUGGGAGGAAGAGGAGAGCUCGGAGACGCCGGUGGGGUGGGAGGCAUGGCAGUGCUAAAGCUUUGUAGUUUGUAUUAGGAAAGUCCACAGUUGUGAACAAAAGGAAAUUUUCGGCUUUGAUGGGGUGGAUGAGAUUGCUUGUUGUGCUGUCCAUUUAAUAGUUGGAUAUGCACUUAUCACUGUGGCCAUUAUCACUAUUAAGCUUUGAUAAUGCAAGAUUUUGCCAGGCUAUGUGGUUAUAGGUUAUAUGCAGCCCGCGGCAUAUGCCAUAAGAAUGCAAGUGCAGCAUCCUCUGAUUCCCUUGCUUGCGAUUUUUUUUUCAGGUUCUGACUUUAAGCACUUCGGGGUUCAGGCCUUUGGAGUUUAGAGAAGGCGAAAACAAUUUGAUCGUUCUUUGAAUUAGAUUAACAUGCAGGGUACGCGAAGGGUUACACGAAAGCUUGGUAUGAGCUUUUCAAGGACUUCUUAAGGAAAAGAAGACUUUCGAAUGGCCGGUUGGAAAAGAGUGCAAAUUAUAAGGCUCCCAUCGAUGAGGCUGAGGAAGAAGAGGCUCCGGCAAGUGGACAAUGGUGGUUUGACCCAACUCCAAAUCGAAGGAUGGGGAGCGAUCAGCGAGAGACGGACCUCAUCACUAAAGACCGAACAAGCAGUAAAUAAGGCUCAGAGCUAGUUUUCUUCUUAGAAAGCCUAGAAAUGCUUAUCUUUGCUCCACUGGAGUUUAAUCAUCAUCAACAACAACCAUCGAAUUGCCAAUAAACCUCUCUGUCGCUUGAAACGUCAUUGGCUAUUCGGAAUCUUGCGGAUAGCGACUCUUUUUACCGGCAC
This is a messenger RNA of Morus notabilis, 2748 nucleotides long. RefSeq names its product pentatricopeptide repeat-containing protein At3g49730. Gene Ontology annotation, molecular function: protein binding. Bases 75 to 1991 code for a protein of 638 amino acids. The transcript has 2 exons. NCBI's taxonomy places the organism in Eukaryota, Viridiplantae, Streptophyta, Magnoliopsida, Rosales, Moraceae. The record is from RefSeq and is a predicted model, not a curated record.